Molecule: messenger RNA, 1438 nt
Organism: Pseudoliparis swirei
Lineage: Eukaryota; Metazoa; Chordata; Actinopteri; Perciformes; Liparidae
Exons: 8
Coding region: 360-1358 (332 amino acids)
Source: RefSeq, a predicted model, not a curated record
GCGGUGUUAACGUUGACCCCAGGCGGAUGUUCUCGAUCGUUGCUCCGCCUACUUCUGCGCCUCGACUUACCAAACUGGUAUUUUCAAACCUGCAGCUCUUCGCGCCAGACGUACUCCUUAGAUAAAAUGAACAGAAAGACUGGGCUUGUCUCCAACUCCACCAUUAGACGCAGGGUCCGUCAAGAUGUUGAGAAAAGACUAGACCAAAUUAGGGACUACUGCACAGAUAGAACUGACUUUCUACUGACACCAGAGAGGGAACAUGUAGAUGUCAGUCUUUGGAAAGUAUAAAUUGCACAGAAGAUGCAAAUUGUCUAGACACUACAACUGGAUUAGUCUUUAGUGAGGAGGAAGGUGCCAUGAUGUUCCACUUGAUUGAAUUCUUGGACAGCAAAACAGUAGCAGUCGUGCCACAAAGCUGGUACGGUUGUGGUGACUGCGUUUGGCCAAAUUACCCGAGGGACGAAAGGGUGGACAAGGCUGUCAGAAGUGCCGAAGAACCUCAACCUGGCUGGCAGACACAUGAUGUCAGAAUAAUUAGAUCAUGCGAUGAUUACUUGGUGGCAAGGCGAUGGAUGAAAAAAUAUAUGUCUUACGACACAUCCGAUCUCCGUUCAGAAGAGGAGGCAAUUCCUAAAAAGAGAAAGCCAAUGCCUGUCCAUUUCUAUGGGGACUCGGAUGAAAAUCGGCCCCCAAAAAAAACCAAAGGUCAAACCACUAGCGGGACAGUUGCCCCUCCUCCGCCUAUUCCACGUACUUCAUCACCAGCAGGACAGCGAACAAGCCAGGGGUACACACCAACCUGGCGAGGGGCGAGGUGUGGUUCAGACGCCAUUGCCUUCUGUGCUGCUCAAAUUCAAAUCCUGGGCAUGCUGCAGACGCUUACACAGCAGGUCCAGCAAUUAACUGGCAAAGUUGACAGCUUGGUUCGCCCCAGCGUGACACAAAUGUCUGUUCAAGAAGUGGAGUGGAGAGACCCGUUUCCGUUGACUACAAUGGAGGAAGUGGACCUGUUUGAGCAACAGCUCAAAGAUCCAGCUAACAUUUUAAUGAAGAAGAGUGUGAUUUCCUCCCUGGGAACAAUCGGAGGACAUGAUGUGAAACGUGCAACGUGGAACAUCCUCGCCCGCAUGUUCAGUGAUGAUGUUGGCAAGUCUAUAAACUGGAAAGGAAUUAAUGGCAAAAAAUCGUUCAAUCAAAUGAUGUCCAAGACUUUGCUCCUGCAUGCCGUCAGAAAGAAUCACUCUACACAUGCGUCCACUGACGACCAGGUCCUUAAGCACGCCAUGAGGUGGUUCAACCUGGCAACAGACCGGGGUUGCUCCAUGAGGCGUGCUACUGUUGACGUCCCCCACUGAACAGACUUAAAAUAUAUCUUUUUUUAAGUGUGUGUGUAUAUAAUUUGAUGUCCUUUCAAAUAAAAAACUGUUUGAUAUUA